AUGUUUCAGGAAGAGCAAACCAGAACCCUCGACAUCCAAGGGCUCUCGACGCACCACACGUACGCCUACAAGUACACGCCUGCUACCAAAGGCCUGCCGACGUUUCUCCUUCUUCAUGGAUUUCCCAGCACAUCCAUCAUCUGGAACGAAGUUGCCGACCGCCUCAGGAGUGUCGGCUAUGGUGUCCUUAGACCGGAUCUUCUUGGCUACGGCGACACUUCCAAACCUACGAACGUGCACGAAUAUUCACUUCGAACGAUGGGUGCUGAGAUUGUUCAGGUACUCGAAUCUCAUGAAUUGAUAUCAGUGAUUGGGGUUGGUCAUGACUGGGGAGCGGUCCUAUUAUCAAGAAUGUGGUGGUACUACCCUCAAAACUUUACGGGGCUUGCCUUCAUGAGCGUCGCUCCUGGAACCCCCCAAAAGAUGGAUCUUGAUACCAUGAGCUCGAUGGCGAAGGAGAGAUUUGGGUAUGAUAUGGGUGGGUACUGGUACUUUCUUACAUCUCAGGAAGCACCCUGCUUGCUCAAUAGAUAUGUCGAGUCGGCUACAUCGCUCUUCUAUGCAUCCGAUCCAGAGAUCUGGAAAACCUAUCUUCUGCCGAAAGGCAGACUCCGAGAAUGGCUUACAUGCAACUCGCAACAUGAAGCAGGAUAUAUAUCGCAAUCGGAUUCCAACAUCGAAAUCCACCGACUACUCAACGAGUCCUUCAGACGGGGCGGUUUCGAGGCACCGCUAAAUUGGUACAAAUCUGCUCUUUAUCAGAUUGAUGCCGACCACGAAGCCGCCAUUCCCGAGGACACCUUUGCCAUCACCCGACCCGUUACCGUCAUCGCGGGCCAGCGUGAUGCUGUGGGCUGUCCCGAAAUAGCAUUUGACGCAGUCGAUAAGGGAAGACAGCACGGGCAUCUUCCAGACGCGACAGUUGAGAUCAUUCGUAAUGCCGGACACUGGAUGAUGCUGGAAAAGCCGAAUGAGACUACCAAAAUUCUGUUGGAACUUGCUGACAGGGCUGAACCUGGGGUUAGUGCCCGGUGUCUGUGA
Molecule: messenger RNA, 1041 nt
Organism: Didymosphaeria variabile
Lineage: Eukaryota; Fungi; Ascomycota; Dothideomycetes; Pleosporales; Didymosphaeriaceae
Exons: 3
Coding region: 1-1041 (346 amino acids)
Molecular function (GO): catalytic activity
Source: RefSeq, a predicted model, not a curated record